Oppiella nova is the source of this 387-nucleotide messenger RNA. The record is from the annotation of a GenBank genome assembly. Lineage: Eukaryota; Metazoa; Arthropoda; Arachnida; Sarcoptiformes; Oppiidae.
AUGGUAGCCAACAAACGGAUCGUCAAAGAGCUCCGGGACCUCAUGCGGGACAACAACCUCUACGGGAACCAGUACUCCGUGGAACUGGUGGACGACUCCAACGAGCACCUGAUCGGCACGAUUCUGGGCGCACCGGACACAUCCUUCCAGCGGGGGGUCUUCCGCAUAGACAUCACUAUACCCGACAGAUACCCGUUUGCACCGCCCGUCUGCCGAUUCCUCACCAACAUAUGGCACCCGAACAUCUCGUCGGUUACCGGUGCCGUAUGUCUGGACAUACUGAAGGACCAGUGGGCGGCCGCCAUGACCAUCGAGGGUGUGCUCAAGUCGUUGCAGUCAUUCCUGUCCACACCGGAGCCCACCGACCCCCAGGACGCCGUGGUGGCC